This is a messenger RNA of Xyrichtys novacula (pearly razorfish), 16405 nucleotides long. The record is from the annotation of a GenBank genome assembly. Lineage: Eukaryota; Metazoa; Chordata; Actinopteri; Labriformes; Labridae.
AGGUCACCCUCGGAGUAAUAAGCGAGAGGAAACUCUCACGCACACACAUAUACGCUCAAACACACACCCAGAAUCUCAGCAUGGAUGCAGCCAGUGUGUGCAACAGCAGAUCAGGUUGUCCCGGCUCCUACAGAUGCUUCACGGGACGCUGAGGACGAGGACGAGGUGAGUGGAUCGAUGAUGUUUUCUUAUGCUUUGCUUCUGAUUUUCUCCGCCUGUUUUUUUUCUCUUUAAAUGGAUUAAAAAUCAGAUGAUUGAGACGAUUUAUCUGCUAAGAAACACAUCGACUGAACUUCAAAAUGCAUUAAAAUACAAGAGGAGGCACUCUCUUAACGAGAGAGGUUCAGUUUGAGCCACAGAGAGAGAAACGGAGUUGUUUUGAGCAGCGUCUGAUAUUUCAAAAGUCUAAAGAUCUCAACAAACUUGGUCGUCAUGCUUCGUACGAAUCUCAAAUAUCCGAACAAAAGCAACAGGUGAAUUUUCUCCUCAUCAUGCUGUGCUUAUCUGAAGGAAGUGUGACUUUCAUAAAGUCAUGCAAGGUCAAAGUUCGACACUAAAAGGACAUAUUCUGGUGAGGUUUGGGAAGAAACGGGUGAUUUUUAAUAAAUCGUGGAAAUACGAACUCUGAGAGGUCUGAGAAAGUUUGAUUUGAGCUUUUUCUUCUGAGGAGAGAAAAAUGAGCUCGGAGCAGCAGGUGUCUAAUCUUUUGAUUGGAUUAACAAAACCAAAAGAUGUCAACAAACUCCUCUGUGCCGUGCUGCGGCUGUUCGGAGGGACUGUAAUAAGCUCCAUUAUCGGAGGGAGAUCUGACUGAAGCACCUGCACUGUCCUUUUAAGUAUAUCCCUCGGCUGCAUAGAAGCAAUAACCCACCUUUCCACCUCUCAGACUAAAAUAUUUACAUCCUCGACGUGCCAAUAAAAGAUCUGGAUCCUGCAGACCAUGCAGAUCUCCACGAAGGAAAACUUGAUUUGCAGGUUUUUAAACAAACUCUCUCUUCAAGGUUUCACUGCGGCAGACUUUAAACGUACCGUUCCCUUCCUCGUGUUUGAGGGCAGGAUUAGAGUGAAAAGCUUUUUUACAAUAUGAGACCGAUGAAUCUGAGGACAGCUGAGGACAGCGGCGAGCUCUGAAAGCCUGUUUUGUGUUGUUACAGACGGAUGAUAGUGUCAGCAGUGUUAAAGGAAGUCCUCAGGGCUCCCACUGAAGUCACAGUAUCAACACCUGACAACAAUCACUUUUAUUAGCAGCUAAAUAUCUCUUAUUUGGCGGCUUUAACUCCUGUUAACUCGAGGUGAACCCACUUUCACCUCAUUAAUUCAAUUACAGAGAUCCAAAUGGUUCAAACACAGAUAAGACGCCUCUUCAAAGAGUCACAGGAUUCAUAUUUUAGACUUUCCUGUCAUCUUUGCAGCACUUUAAAAAAUAUUAGAUGGUUUAAAGUCUUUCAUGGACUUUAAGAAGCAUUUCUUAUAUUAAAUUAAUCGACUAACAUGUUGAGUAAUAACAUAAACACAUGGACAUAGUCUCUGUGACAUUAUCUGUUAGUUUCUGACUCCAGCAGGCUUUAAGCUGAUCGAAAAACAGUGAAAAACACACUCCCCUGUAACUCACCCUUCCCUAAUCUUGAUGGGGUCAGAUAAAAUACUUAUAUUAAUAGGCAUAUUAAGAAUUAUCUUAGAUUAUCUCACUAAAAAUGUCUCCCAAAUCAAUAAAAAACCAGUAUAAAUUUAGAAAAAUCAAAAAUCAUUGUCGAAAUUCUGAAUCCGACAGAUGAUGAUGUUUCACAGCCAUAAGGAAUAACCAAUCGGAGCCCAGCACUUCUAGCCAAUCAAAGGCAAAGGAGGGCGGGACCUUCCCCUACCAUCAUACAAAAAAAAAAAAAUCCCACCCCGCGAUAUAUAGGCGUACGACAGAGACCGCGAACACGUCUCGUAUAAUAUUAACAAAUAACUCGUACCCUACUCCUACAACGGAGUACGCAUUCAAACAAUGAAAUAAUAAAUACUUUACGUGUUGCUAACUUAUAUUACCAUUUCAAGAGCUGAAGUUUAAUUUUAGCGCUUGUCUUGUCCGAACAUAAGGCAAGCGCUAAAAUAGCUUUCGUAGAUGUAGCCAUCUUGUUUCAGGGCCCCGAUUUUGCUUUUUUUCCAAUUUUUUUAAAAAUUUUUUAUUGUCAUUACUACAUUUUACAACAUACCAUUAUAAAUAUAUAUAUUCUAGUUUUUGAUUAGUUUAGGAGACAUUUCCAGGAGUAAACUCAGAGAUAAAACUUUAAUCAGAGAUACUAAACUGUAAACAAAACAAAAGUUUGGGUCAAAGAAAAGUUAUCUAUCAGCCUAUCUAUUCCCCUAUAAACUAUCAUGAUGAAGAGGCAGGAAGUUUGUUAAGGUGGAAUUACUAAACUGUCCUUAAACAGAUGUCCUCUGUUGUUUAAGUUCCACCUUAACGGCAACUUAGUGUGUAACACUGAUCACUGGAGAUUGGUCAAAUGGCUGUGACCUUAUUAGAGAGCGCUCACUCGCCCUCACUAAAUAUUCCCACGGGAGGGCUCUCUCUCUGUAUGUGUGUGUGUGCGCCUGUGUGUGUUGAACUGUAAAAGUGUGUGAGGCACCGCUGUAAACACGUCUCAUUGUUUUAUAAUUAGAAUUUGCUCACGGAAGCUUGACCCUGCACAUACACCCCUGUUAACUUCAGCUGUGUGUGUGUGUGGUUGUGUGUGAGUUAUUUACGUUCCGUUCAAUAGAAGUUGAGUGAAUUAGACACGGUAUCAACCUUGACCCCAACACAGACACAUUCAGAGUGGACAUUUAGAGGAAUGAGUGACCUGUGAAUGGACCUACUGAUGCUAACGCCUGCUUCAUAAUCCCCGCCAUCACAACACAAUCAAUGAUCAUUAACGGCAAUAUGGUGGAGGACCACAGAGAGCACAUGGAAAUGACUAAUUGGAGCUCACUAAUUGGGUGAAAAAUCAGGAAAUAAAUUAACUGGGAGGGACAGAGAUGAGUCCAUACAUUUACUUGAGAGCUGUGCUUUUCACCGCAGUUAAGUGUUUUCAUGGAAGAGGCUUGUUACUGACAUCAAAAACCGCAUUUGAGCAAGCUGAAGGGUCAGGUGUGUGUUAGUGAAGCAGAGGGAGGGAAGCUGCCGCAUGAACUUGUAAACGAGCGAACAAAACUGGAUCAGCUCAAUUUGGAUAAAGGUGAGUUUCUAUAUCAUUCCUUUUAUUUUCAAGGAAACCAAUAACUUUAAUUAAAGGGAUAUUCCGGUGUAAAAUUAAUUUCGGGUCAAACGGUAACACUGAGUUAGACACCCCCUCGAGAGACGAAUGUUGCCGACCGCUUGCUUCUCUAGUUAUACCAACUUUAGUAACGGCCGCAGGAUAGCAAUACAGAGAGCCACGGGCUCAACCAAAACGCCACUCUAUAGCCACAAAUAAUGCUCAGAACAGCACCUAACUUCAUCAACAGGACAUAUAGGGUCACAGACAUAGUACUAGACACCAAACAUCUUCUUAACUUUGACUCAUUUCUUUAGCAAAGAGACUAAAAACAACUCACCUACUCUCUUCCAGCAGACGCUUGUUUGUAGUGAGACCUCGGACCAGUCCAUUACGGACUACAGCGGGGUGCCGCAGCUCAAGGAAGAACAUUUAUGAUCAUUUCUUCAUGGAAAUACAAUCAGACCGAGACGCUAAGGCAGAAGAACUACAGCGUCUGCAGAGAAAAUGAUUAAUAUCAAGAUUAUAACGUCAAGGAAAUGAUAAAGUAAUGAUCAUAAAUGUUCUUCCUUGAGCUGCUGGAAUCAGGUUUUCUUCAGCGUUAUGAUAAAAUUUUCCUUCAUUUCUACCUCCGCUCCAGCUCCCAGUCAGCAUGUCCGUCUCCAUGGCUACAGACUCUUACCCGCCCCUCGACUGGUCAGCCCCUGUGACCCCAGCAGGCAGAAAUGUCACCAGCUGGCAGCGUGACGCUCUGCUGGCGGUGGCCGAGGUGGUGGUGCUGGCGGUCAUCCUGGUGAUGGCGUUGCUUGGUAACGGGCUGGUACUGGUGGUGCUGCUGAGGCGGAGGCGGCACCACAACCCGCUGCAUCAGUUCAUGCUCAACCUCUGCGUGGCCGACCUGGUGGUGGCGCUGUUCCAGGUAAUAGAAACACAUGACAGGUGAGAACGUGCACACUUCUUCGUCAAUCAGACUCCUCCCCUUUCUCCCUCUCAGGUGCUGCCUCAGCUCGUUUGGGACGCCAAAGGUCGUUUCCCAGGUCCGGACAUCCUGUGCCGCCUGGUUAAAUACCUACAGGUCCUCGGGAUGUUUGCCUCCUCCUACAUGAUCGUUGCCAUGACGAUGGACCGACACUACGCCAUCUGCUGCCCCCUGCAGGCGCACCGCAGCGGAGCCACUCAGCGCUGGAACAGCUUCAUACUACUGGCCUGGGGGCUGUCGCUAGUGCUCAGCCUGCCACAGGUAGGGGGACACAGGUGGGACUCUGCACAUUAAUUUUAGCCUCUAAACCCUGAACACAGCUGAUGGUGACUUUGUCUUAACAUCCUGAUAAAAAAAAGCUCCAUUAUACCUCUUUUGGCUUCAAAAUCUAAUCUUUUUUUAUCUUUGUGCACGAUUUUGCAGAAAAGUGCAGAUUUUUCCCUGGAUUUCCACGUCACAAAUGUCAUCAGCUGUCUAUCACAGACGCAAAUAAACGAACAUGUAGCUGCUCACACACCUCUCUUCCACUCCAGGUUUUUAUCUUCUCGCGCUCAGAAGUGGCUCCAGGUGUUUAUGAGUGUUGGGGAAACUUUGCCGAGUCCUGGGGCCUCAAAGCCUACGUGACCUGGAUGACCCUGGCGGUCUUCAUCCUUCCGGUGCUCAUCAUCACUGUCUGCCAGGUGAAGAAGAAAACACAUUUAACUCCUUACAUUUAUUCUUUUAUAUGUUUAUAAAGUACACGGACUUGACUUUGCAAACUUCUUCCUCAGGUGCGAAUAUUCAAGGAGAUCCACAACAAUCUAUAUCUGAAGUCAGACCGGCGCCUGUCCCCUGCCUCCCUCCCUCCAUCCAGACGGGACAGCCAGAGAGGAGGAGGAGUUGGAGGAGGCAGAGGGAGGUCCAGUCUCUCUCUGUAUGCAGCGCCGAUCAUAUUCAACAACCCUGGAAGUCAGACCAGCUUAGAGCCUGGAUCCACAUUUGCACACCUGCCUAUGGGUCCACUCAGGUCCAACAGCAUGACUUCACAUUGUGACAUUCACACCUACACGGCUGUGCACCCAGGUAACAUCCAAGCAGAUCUAUAUUUGUUUAUUCUUCUGUUCUGCUCUAUAAAGGUUGUAUAUUUUCAAGAGUAUUUUGCUUAUUUUAGAUGUUAACAUGAAGAAUAAUCUAGAGAUUUGAUGUGAGGUGGAGGGUUUGAAAAAUUCACAUGAAACUGUGACGUGAAUGAACAAAAGUCUCAUUUCUCCUGUAGCUGAGCUGCAGCCUGAUGUGCUGCCUGACCCUGCAGCGCCCUCUGCUGUCUACAGCACCCCGCCCAAAGCACCCCCUGUUAAAGGUGGAGAGGUGACAGCAGCCAUGUCCAAAACAGUGAGGAUGACUCUGGUCAUAGUGCUGGUUUACUCUCUGUGCUGGGCUCCGUACUUCAGUGUCCAACUCUGGGCUGCGUGGGACCCCAACCCACCAAUGAACGGUGCUCAAACAGUUUUGUAUUCUAACAUUUUCUCAUCAUUCUGUCAGAAUCCCAGAAAAAAGUCACAAUCCUGAGAUUGAAGUCUGAAUUCAGUUUCUCAGACUAAUAAUGAAAAAGUUUUAUACUGGACCUUUUUUUAAUCCUCUUCUCAAGCAGCACUAUAUGGGAUAGUUGCAAAUUUGCUGCACUUAACUUUUUACUUCUUAACAUGAAAUUGUAUGGUGGCCGAGAAUCGCCACUGCUGCUAAAAAAAGAAUGCAGAAAAAAGAGGAAAAAGAAUCCACAACGGAAGUUGUCGAUGCAAAAAAAAAAAAAAAAAAAAAACGAACCCUGCUGCAAAUAAAACAGAAACGGUGCAGAUUAAAAAAAAAAAAAAAAAAAGCCACAACGGAAGUUAACAAUGCGAAAAAAAGUGGCGAUGCAAAAAAACAGUGACUUACUGUGAAAGUAAAAGGAUGCAAAUUUAAAAAAAGCCACAACGGAAGUUGAAAUGGAGGAUGCCGGUGUAGUUUUAACUUCAGUUCAACUUCAUAUCGACUCAGGCGCCACAUGGCCUGACCAAAUGACGCAUCGAAAAGCACACAAAGCGAAAUUAAACAAUAACCUUUCCACUUACCUCUUUGCACGUCUUCUCGCCGUCGUCUUCUGUGCCUAGAUCGUAAAACACCGGUGCAUCAUCAUUAUUGGCAGCUCACUUCCGUUGUGGCUUUUUUUAUUUGCAUCCUUUUAUUUUUGCUGUAAGUAACUUCUUUUUAUUUCCCAUCGUGACUUUUUUUCGUCAUCAACAUAGACUGUGUAUACUACGGACAACUUGGUUCCACCUUCCACUAGUUUUUCUUGGCCACCAUAAUAUUGUAAUGACCUAAAAUUACAAGAAGUUACUGUUAAACUGAUAUUAGUUUCUUUAAUGUUCUGGAUCAUGACUAAGGAGUUAGUUUACUCUGUCUUGGAUCCUCACAAACCUUCUCUUGUCUGCUGUGUACAGGUGCAGUGUUCACCUUGCUGAUGCUGCUGGCCAGUCUGAACUCCUGUACCAACCCCUGGAUCUACUCGGCCUUCUCCAGCAGCGUUUCCCCGGAGCUCCGUCUGCUGCUGCUCUGCCGAAAACGCUCACCGCGCCGAGGCUCCUUACCGAGCGACUCCACCACCACACACAACUCCAACUACUGAACAAGACACACAUCAUACUCAAUCAACCACAACCACAAAAACACAGUCAUGGGGACACACACAAAACGUAGCGUCAAAAAAAAUAAACCACAAAACUAAAAGCGCCUAGUUUCACAAACGUUAGCAUGAGAUUAUGUAUCCGACUAAUACCUGAAACAAAGAAGCGCCCACCUAGAGGUUAAGAUUACGGCUAGGUAAUUUAAAUUCGCCAGGAAAUACACACAUCAUAUACAGUCAACCACAAACACAUUCAUGGGGACACACUAAGCGUAGCGUCAACAAGAUAAACCACAAAACUAAAGCGCCUAGCUUCACAAACGUUAGCAUGCGAUUUUGUGUCCGACUAAUUCCUGAAAGAAUGUAGCGCCCACUCAGAGGUAAUGAUUACGGCUAGGUAAUGUAAAUUAGCUAGGAAAUACCCAAGUACAUGACCACUUCAAAACUGAAUGUCAUUGUCUCACCUUGUGCUUGAAAGUGAGACUCCAGCACCACACACAACUCUAACUACUGAACACAUCAUACACAAAUAAACCACAAACACACUCAUGGGUACACACAAAAUCACUGUGUGGCGUAGCGUCAAAAAAUAAACCACAAAACUAAAGCGCCCAGCUUCACAAACGUUAGCGUGCGAUUUUGUGUCCGACUAAUUUCUGAAACAAAGAAGCGCCCACCCAGAGGUUUGGAAGUGUAAAUUAGCCAGGAAAUACUUACAUACAUGACCACUUUAAAACUGCAAGUCAUCUAGUCUCACUUUGUUUUCGAAUAAACUUAAUCAGAUAAUAUUUCACGUGUGAAUAAGGAGUUAUUGGAGGUGUUUUUUCAAGGAUAAACCUUUCUCACUGGCACUACAAAUCUGAGUAGGAAUACUGAGUUAAAAACGGAAAUUGUUUAAAAACCGAGCAAAACAGGCCAAACUAUCAGCUUUUGUGAAGCUCACCAAGUAUUAUUGAAACCCUUUAUUAAGUGGCACAACAUAAAAAACACUACAAAGGCCUAAAAAAGGAUGAUUUACUAACUUAUUUUGGUAACCCACUAUUUCCUGGCAUAGAGCUACCACCUGCUUUUACAUGAAGUAUUUUUAUUUCUAAUCAACAUGGCACAUUUUCAUCUUUCACUAUGAUAAAUCAAAUGUUAUGGAUCUAUUAAUUAAAAAAUUGACAUAGAUUUGGCUUUACUUGAGUGACACCACAGGUAUGCAACACUGCUUUCAAUGCUACACUAAGCUAGGCACUGCCAGCGGGUAGCUUCACUUUAUAGAUUAUUGAUCUCUCUAGGCAAAUCUAUAAAAAAAAAUACCCAUAGACUGUAUAUACUAUUCUAUAAAGUCUAUGAAAAUUCCCAAAUCAUCAAACUAUUUGUAGGUCAAACCGAUUGAUGAGAUAUACCUGCUGAAGUAGGUUUUUAAAAUGUGGAAUUGUUGUAAAUGUAUGUAUUCGAGUGAUUUUUCUGGUUUAAUUUUCCUUAUUUUUUGAUAGAUAUGAAAAAAUACAAAAAGAAAUUGUUUUAAAAACAGUUUAUUCAUUCACUCUGCAGUCAUAAAAACAUUUCACACAUACAAACAUAAAAACACCUACUGCAACUCAAAUAAAAUAAAAACCUUGUUUUCAAGAAAUGUAAUAUAAUGAUUUGUUGUUUUUUUAACACAAAGCUGCUGUGGUUCAACAGUACCGUUUUUUUUUUUAAAACCCCUGCAUUAAAUAACACUCACAUUCAGUGUUUCAAAGGGUUCAGUUACAGUCUUUUGUAAUACAGCCUUUCAAACGCUCUUCUUAAAGGCAAAAUAAGUGAAGGUCUUAGGAAAAUUUCUCUUUUUUUUAUCACAAUGCCUGUUGAGUAAAAAUGUUAGAAGAAUUGUGUUAAGUCCGUCUUCUGUAACUGAAGAAAAUCUGAGGUCAGAGCGCCGAGACAGCAGGCCUGUUAGCAGCCGUCCUUUUCCAUCAAAGUGUACAGAAAGUAACUUCAAAUUCAUGUCUGUAGACGGGUCGAUAGUUCAGAAGGACAUUAGAACCAACAAUAACAUAAAACUCCUGUUAAAAUACAUUUCCUUUCAGACAACAAUUAACAUGGUGUGAUUAUUUGAUUUGAGAACAAAACAUUGAGAGCUUACAUUUGGUCUUAGUAUAAAUACCAACAAAUGUUCAACCUAACUAAACAGGAGCACCCCGAAACACAGUCAUUUACAUUCCUAGUUAAAUAUAAAAUGUGUUUGAGAGGUGGAAGAGACUUGUUUUUCCUAUGACAUGACACGUUUGACUGAAUGACCGCCGAGCUGGGCAUUAGAAGAGUUAGAGAAAAAGUGCUCAGGUACAAAAACACUAUAUAUUUUUUUCUUUAAGUAGUUUAAUCGUCUUUUAUUUUUGUCAACAAAUCCUGUAACAAAACAAAAGAAAAAGCUUUUAUUCCAUCUACUCAUACUUGAUGGAAUUGAAAAGUCGAUCAUGUGAGUGUAUGCAUCAGUGUUUCUUCCAAAAUAGUAUUUUUUACUGAAAUAUAAGGAGGAAUGACAUUGUUGCUGCUGCAGAUGAAUCCUACUGUAUACAAAAUAAGGACAGUAUAUGUAGGAUAUUACUGAAAUGUGAAAACAUGAGCACAUGUUAACCAGAGCACUGACUUAUUUUCAGCUCUAAAUCCUGCGGAGAUGAAAUAAAAGUUUGAGAUUCGUUUGACUUUGUAUUUUUUGUAGGAUUUGUUGACAAAAAAUUAAACUAUAUAAAAUCAUCACAACCAUUCUCUUAUGUGCUUUUAAGCCCGUAAUGACAGUCUUCACUUGAACACAAAAGGCUGAAGCAAAAUCAAACCAGCAAACAAAAGUGAAAACAGUGAAAUAUCCUUCAACAUUUUCCAUCGAGCAGUGUUUAGAACUGCUGCGGUGAAAAGUCUUAAAUAAAUCUGGAUUAAAAACCUCGGUUUAUUUCAUCACAAGAGAAAUUAAGGAAAGUUUCUUCAGACGUGCCUGAAGUUCAUUCUACAUCAAAACUGUCCCCGAACCAGAGUGUCAGCCAUAACUGUCGGCAGUGAAACCAGCUGUUGAUCGAUCGGUGCAUAUUUGAUCUGAGGUCGGUUUGGAUCUCAAACGUUGUGGAUCUGAUAUGACACAUUCUGAAAUGGCUUAAAGACAAACUGCACAGAGAGACACGUGUUGAUACUGCAGCAAACAAAUGAAAUAAUUACAUUUUUAACUCACACACACACGCACACACUCUCUCUCUCACUCACACACCAUUUUCCUCUCAUCCACAUGAAUCAAAAUCCUUUACAAAGAUUACUCAUCGUCAGAUUGUCUUUAUACACUGAGCUAAAAUAUAGAUUUCUUUUAAAUUACAAAGGUUUUGUUGAUAUAACUGUAAACUACUGAGUGUUAUUCACAAUUAAAAAACAACACUAGGGUACUGCGACGUCUCUAAUCAAACAUCCUGAAGAGUUAGGAUCCUGUGUGUGUGUGAUUCAGAGUGAAAUCUCUCCUAUUUUGGCACCACAGCCAGGCAGGUCUAAGCACACAUGCUCAAACACACCCCGUUAACCCAUUGAUCGGGUGCGAUCACAGCCUCUUUUUGUUGCCCCUCAAAAACCAGCAUGUGGUGUCAUUUUAUACUGCGAGCGGUCUCGUCCUGCUGGUCACUCAGCGGGAAAAUCUGCAGGGCGGAGAAGAGUUACCGUGUGAGCGUUUUUGUUCGAAUCUGUCUCGUCUUUAUCAGCACAAAGGCGAACAAAGAGCUGCUCUGGCUGGGGGGUGAUACACACACAAAGUGCUCACUUAUUUAUGUACAAGCACAGCGUUAAAGCACCAUCUACACUGCUGGCAUCGUGACCUUCUGGUCUCCUCGCUUACAGACUCCUGAUCCUCGUAAAAAAAAAAAAAAAACUCCUUCAUAAAUUUACUUUUACAUUCCUAUAUCUUUGUGUCUUUGCUCUCAGUUCUCAUUUUAAGUGCCGUCAACAAGUAAAGGUUAAAAAAAUUGGACGCUUACAUUUUAUUUCUUUUAUAAAAUUCUUCAAAACUUUUUCUGCCCCCUCGUCUUUAUCAAACAAGAAAAUAACCGGUCGGUUAGUUGCAGAAAAUAAAGCCUCAAACUCCAACCAGGAGAUCCAGCUUAUUAUUAAGUCUGACUGUUGAACCUGCUGGUAGUGUUCUAAUCAAGUUUCCCCUUUUAAAGAAGGUGGCCUUAUGGGUAAUGAACACAUUUGAUGCAGCCUGGUUGGCCUGUUGCAGGAGUUGAGUCUCUCCCAAGUGUGAAGAUGCGUCAUGGAAACAGUGAAGUGCUUAUUUUUAUGGUUUUUAAAAACAGUGCGAGGCAGGAAGUGUCCUCAUGAGCUUGAAUUUAAGUGCAGGGUCUUUUUUAUGAAGAUUGCAAUGACACCUAACUUCCACAGACUGCAUACCCUCGUCUCAGAGACCGAGGUCGCCAUAUUCAAACUGCCGACCCCUAGACAUUUAAGUGGAAAGAGGUGGAGAUGAGUCCAUGUGUCCACCUGUCAGUCAAAUCUGACUGAAGCAUAACUCAAAUGCUUCAUUUUGGGUUUUUGCACUUAGCCAUGGGCCUAAUUCUCUAACACUGGAGGUUGCUGCUUACCUUCCAUCAAAUUUUGCUCAUUAUUUUGCUAACCGCUAAAAAACAGACAAAACGCCUUAAAAAGCUAAAUUAUUACCUUUAAACCAGCCUUAAAAUGUUUAGUAAAGUGUUAAUGUUACAAAAACACUUGAAUUAAUUUGACGCUUCAUGAAAUAUACAGUAAAAUUCAUAAACAUGUGACUGUGGGACCUCAUCUUCUCUGUCCUACUCAAAACUAUGUUAAACUUCUUUCUGUAUUUAUGCUUUUCUUUUAAAGUCUAAUUAUUUGAGUUUCUGUGAUCAUUUAGAGUGUCAGCCACUUUACUUCUGACUUUCAUGAAUAAAAACUGUUACUGACAGGUUCAGUGUGCAAAGAUGAAAAAAAACAGAUUUGAACCACCUCAAAAAGCUCCCAUGAUGCAGAGGUACAAAUUCUUCUCCUGUUUUUCAUCUUCUUCAUCCAACCAGCAAAUCUCUGAUGACCAAAAAAGUUCUAAAUUCCACUAAAUACCAAACACUGCACUUUUAUAAUAGAGUAGAGCUGCAUGUUUCCGCUGAUAAACAAGCGAUAAAGGAGCGCCCUGAUCGUUCCUCAGGUAGAGAAUAUCAUCUUCUCCUGUUUCUCCCUAAACUUCGUCUUGUUUCAGGUUUCAGUGUCAAUAAAAGGCAAAAAAACUCAACUAAAAUCAACCGUUCAUGAGCGUCUAAAACUAGCAUGUGAAGUGACAGAUCUACUGCGAUGACAGUAGCAUGGGUGUGUUCGGCCCUGAGGGAAUGAAGCAUUAAAAGUGUGAAGGAUGAGGGAACUUUACAGUAUCUCCAAGUACUGUAACCGAAAACUGCAUUAUUGGACUCUGAGUGUGUGAAUAUGUGUGUGUUUCUGCAGCUCAUGACCCUGAGAGUAAAGUCCUCAUUAGUUGUCUGGAUUUUGAAUUCUCUGUUACAGUCUUUCUGUCUUGUUGUGCGUCUCGUCUGGUGUUCAUAUAAGCGGCGUGUGUGUGCUCCUGGAGGACUCACCAAAAAGGCACGUCAAAUACCAAAACCAGAGGUCUCAACGCGGUGAAACAAAAAUAAAAAAAGAGAAGCUGUUGACGAGCUUUACUGAGAGCGAAGCUUGAGGUCACAGCAGCAGGUCUCAGUCUGUGAAGACCGCAGUAAUUUCUAUGGCUUCAGGGUUGUGGAUCAGGUUGUUACUUCCCUACAAAGACAGCGUGUGUUUGCAGCUCUCGUGUGUGUUUCUGUUAGGUGUGUGUGUCCUUCAAGUUCAUUUAUUUACACUUCCUACACUGUGUCCUCGUCCAUCUUGGAGAUUUCAGCCAGCGUGACGGCGGCCGGUACGUUGUUGUCCUCCGCCUCCUCCCCGGUUUUGGAAGGGGAAGGAGGAGCCAACAUGGCGGUGCGCUCCUCUUUGGGCUCUUCCCUCUCUCUCCUCUCCUCCUCUUUCUUCUCUCGGUCCAGCAGGCGGUAGUUGAUGCCCAUUCCUAUGAAGAGGAUCACGCUGGCGACGAUGAGGAUGAUGCCGGAGGAAAUGUAGGUGUAGUCGUAGUGGUGGUAGUAGUUAUAGAAGCUACCUGUAGAGGGCGCAAGAGGGAGAAGAAAACUCAGCUGGAGCGUCAAAACGACAAUCUGUGUGCUUCAUAAGAGGAUUUCACACAGAAUCACCUCCGUAAACUACGAGUAUAAAGUCUACACAGUUAAUUUAAGUCUCGUUUGUUACAGCAUGAACUUCAUUUUGUCAAUAAGAGACAAAGAAACCGGGUUUGGACCGGAUCAUGAAGGUUCUGAGAGGUAGUGUGACGACUGUGACGAAAUAUCGUCGUCAACGAAACGUAAAUGGUGGUCUUGUGACAAUUACUAUAACUAAAUAUUGUUGACGAUAAAAACAAGACUUACUGUGGUUCAUAAAUAAAAACUGCUUCCAGAUUAUAAAGCGCAUUAAGCCAAACAUAGUGCUCCGACAAGCCAUCAGGCUGUGCGUCUUUGUAGUUUACUGAAGUCUUAAUAAAACAUUUUGACAGAUUUUUGAGCGCUGUGUAGCACAGAAAAUCGGUUCGGGGUCAGUAAGCACAACCAGAAUUCAUAUAUGAGGCGCACUGAGGAUUAUUGAGAAAAUUAAUGGAUUUUAAGGGCGCCUUAUAGUGCGAAAAAUGCGGUAAAUGUCUCUUCAUUUUCGUUGUCUAAAACAAGACGAGACAAAAUAGUUUAGUCACAUUGUUUUUGUUUUCUGUUUCAUCGGCUUUGUGUCGCCCUGCUCAGACACAACGAAUCUAAAAAGACAUCUUAAGUGUUUGAGAGUGUGUGUAACCUGUGUCUAGCUCAGCGUGUGUGUGUGUCUAGCUUGUGUGUAAAAAGUCUGCUCAGAGUAUAUUCCACUGCUGGAAACGAUGUUUUCUUGAGUCUAUAAUGUAACAAUAAUAUCAUAAUAAACAUGUUUGAUUUGUGGAUUAAGUUGGUUUUAUCUAUUCUAAACGAGGUAAUUAGACUAUAUUAACUGAGUUAAACAGAAUUAAAUGACUAAAAAAAGAUUAAAAUCAUUGACUAAAACUUGAGUAAACAAAACAGAGUUUGAACUAAAACUAAUAAAAACUAAAAUGAAAACAGGACGCCAAAAACAACACGACUGAGCGGUCAGUAGUGUCACCUGUUGUGGUUCAUAAAGCUCAGACUGAUCGCUCUGAACUUCACCACCUGAGAGAACCUCCACGUCUGAUAUCUCACCUGUUAAAGGAGGACCCAGCAGCACAGGUCCACACUCCACUAUAGUGACCAGACCCACAGCUGAGGAGAACCUCUGAGCCCCCACCAGGUCCAUCAGCGUCUCGAACAGCACUGCACUCAGCCACCCGAAGGCGAAACCGAAGAAGAUGGCGUACGCCACGAAGCCCAUGUAGUCCACUGACAGCGGCGCCAGAACGUGGCACACGCCGUUGUAGAGAACGGCGGCGGCGAAGAAGUACUGCACUCUGGGUCGGACCCACUUUGUGUUGGCAAGCAUCCCCAUGGAGGGCCGGGCGAACAUGUCGACGAAGGCGAGCACUGACAGCAGGAAGGCGGCUUUUUCUUUGCUGAUGCCGAUGCUCUUGGCGUAAUUCGAGAGGAAGACGAGGGGAGCGAAGAGGCCGAAGAACAUGACGACAUUCCCACUCAGGUACAGCAGGAAGCCGCGGUGUUUGAAGAGCGUAAGGUCGAUGAAGGAGUUGAUGGUCUGCAGACACGUCUUCUUCUGCUGAGGCCCCGCGUCCUUUCCUUCGCUCGCCUCGGCGUUGGCCGGUUGGGGUUUGGGUCCGAUGGGCCUCAUGAGGGAGCCGGCCACGCAGCAGUUGAGCAGGAGUCCUCCCAGGAUGAGGAAGCUGCCUCUCCAUCCGAACUCAUCGUACAGCCAGGAGUUCAGAGGAGCCAGCGUGGAGAGGAACACGGGGCUGCCCGCCAUGGCGAUGCCGUUGGCGAUGGGCCGCCGCUUGUAGAAGUAUUUACCGAUCAUUGUGAGGGCGGGGUUCAGGUUGAAUGCUAAACCCAAACCUGGAGGGAGGAGAACCAGAGAAGCUGUCUAUAAGAUCAUUUUUCAGACCCCGUCAGAGAAACUCGACUCUCAAUAAUCAAGACCGACCUCCAACCACGCCGAUGAAGAAGUAGAGCUGCUCCACCGUGUUGCAGAAAGACGCAGAGACUAGACCCGACCCCGCCAGACAACCGCCGAGGAUGAUGAUGGGUCGGCUUCCAAACUUGUUCACCAGGAUGCUGCUGAUCGGACCUGGAGAGACGGAGAGACACGGGACAAUGAGGCGAGGUUUACUUCAAACGAGGAUUUAUGUCAGCCGAGGAGGAGUCCAGAUCGCAACUCACAGAUCCUUAUUUUCUGUUUUUAAACUCCUGCAUUAAGACAUUUUCAUGAACAUGAUACCUAACAUGGUUAAAUUCAUCAAUACAUUUCACUUAAAGUCCAUAAAUUAAUCAUUUAGAAGUUAAGAGAGUCAAGAUUAGAAUGACCAUGUGUCCUCUUUUACCCGGACAUGUCCUCUUUUUGGGGGCUUGUCCGACUUUGUCUGAGGAAGUUUAUAAAAUCUUUAAAAUGUUCACAGUUUUGUACAAAAGUUUCAAUUUUGUGUCACGUGGAUUUACUGAGAUAGAAGCGCAAAAAAACACUCGAUCCGACCCAAAAAACUCUCAAAAUUAACUUUGUGCGACUCUGUGACUCCGCCCCCAUGUAGCUGUGUCGUCUUUUUGGGAAUUCAGAAUAUUGUCACCCUGGUCAAGAUGAAAACUAGCGGACAAACUCAGAGGAUUUCUGCUUGUGUAACAACAGACCGUCACUUCCAAUUUUCACCAGCAGGAGGUGCUGUGGUGACAAAAAUACAGAGUGAACCAGGACCGAUUGUGUAACAGCGCUCUGUUGAAUGCAUGUUGCACUAAGGAAGGAGGGAGGAAACAAGGGAGGGAAAAAGGGAGGUCAGAAUGAAAGGGUGAGGAAGGAGAGAGAGAGAGAGAGAGAGAUAAGAGGGUCAAGAGUGAAGGUAGGAAGAAAAGAUAAAAGAGAUUGAGGAGGAAAAGAGGAAGAGAGGCAACACAGAGCAGAAGAUAUGAGACAUGAGAAAAAGGAGGUAAAGAGACAGAAAUGAGUCAAGUCAACUAAAAGAAUAACAACAGAAACUCUGAGUGAUGACAGAAAAGAAGAGGAGGAGAGAAGAAAAAAGAAAGACAAGAGGAAAGUGAAGAUAAAAAAAGAGUUUUAAAUGAAAUGACAAAAGAAAAGGAGACCACAAAAGAGGCGUGAAGAGGAAGAAGACAACAAAAGGAAUGAGAGACAGAGAGAGGAAACAAGGAGACAAAGGACAAUACAAAGGACAGAAGAUGAAGGACAGAGAGAGGAGGGGAGGAGAAGAGAAAGGAGGGAGGAGUGAAGUCAAGGCGUUCCACGUGCCUGAGUUUGCGUGCCAGCCUCUCUAUGAAUGAGGCUUCACAUGGACGGAGGCUGACACUGGCUCUGCUGGACGCGAAUACAAACUAAAGCCUG